GUAAAAUGUCUGGUCCAGGAUACUACCAGGCGGCCGCUGGGCCUUCCUCGGUGCCAACUGCGCCCCCGUCCUAUGAAGAGACAGUGGGCGUUAACAGUUACUUCCCCACGCCUCCAGCCCCCGCGCCUGGGCCAACCACGGGGCUCGUGACGGGCCCAGAUGGGAAGGGCAUGAAUCCACCUGCGUACUAUACCCAGCCAGUGCCCGUCCCCAACGCCAACGCAAUUGCCGUGCAGACGGUCUACGUGCAGCAGCCUGUCUCCUUUUUUGACCGCCCAGUCCAGAUGUGUUGUCCUUCCUGCAACAAGAUGAUCGUAACUCAUCUGUCCUAUAACGCCGGUGCCCUCACCUGGCUCUCCUGCGGGAGCCUGUGCCUGCUGGGGUGUGUGGCGGGCUGCUGCUUCAUCCCCUUCUGCGUGGACGCCCUGCAGGACGUGGACCACUACUGUCCCAACUGCAAAGCUCUCCUGGGCACCUACAAGCGCUUGUAGGACUCGGCCAGACCUGGAGGGAGCCGUGUGCUGCAGAAAGUCCUUUCCGACUCUCACCCAGCCCCAGCCCUGGCGGAGGGUCCACCUUGGUGGUCUCACCCCUCCCGGGGCUCCACCUCCGUGUCUUCUUUUUGGGGGAAAAUACCGCAAAAGUAACACGUCUUCAAACCCCAGAAAUUGCUGCUUGGAGUCGUGCACAGGACAUGCAAAGACGUUCACCUCGAGGGCUGGUUCAAGGCUUUCCUGCCCACCGUGACCCCAAGUCAUCCCAUUUCACUGUGACCGUUGCCCCGUCUGAAUAUCCUCUGGUGAUUUGCCAUUGGCGGGCUGCUUUUCUUGCCUUGGUGGGCCUUUCUGGUGGUAGUCUCAAACUGAGAAGCCAUGAGUUGCCUUA
Ceratotherium simum simum (southern white rhinoceros) is the source of this 885-nucleotide messenger RNA. The record is from RefSeq and is a predicted model, not a curated record. NCBI's taxonomy places the organism in Eukaryota, Metazoa, Chordata, Mammalia, Perissodactyla, Rhinocerotidae.